This is a messenger RNA of Aplysia californica (California sea hare), 4248 nucleotides long. RefSeq names its product transcriptional regulator ERG. The record is from RefSeq and is a predicted model, not a curated record. Gene Ontology annotation, biological process: cell differentiation; regulation of transcription by RNA polymerase II. Bases 1 to 996 code for a protein of 331 amino acids. NCBI's taxonomy places the organism in Eukaryota, Metazoa, Mollusca, Gastropoda, Aplysiida, Aplysiidae. The transcript is spliced from 4 exons. Gene Ontology annotation, molecular function: sequence-specific DNA binding; DNA-binding transcription factor activity, RNA polymerase II-specific. Gene Ontology annotation, cellular component: nucleus.
AUGCCUUACCCUUAUUUUCGUCAUGGUAUCAUUCAAGAAGACAUCUUCAUGCAUAACAAAGCACCUUCUCAGAGGGCCAACACCACUGGAGAUUUUUUGGAAAACCGAAUCAUACAAGAGAUGGAGCGGUUAUCAGUUGGCUAUCCAGAAGACUACCCGUACCCGUUCCCGCCCCACCUGAGUCCAGCCUUGGCCGACGACAGACACACACAGCUCAGGAUCUCAGGUUCGGGACAGAUCCAGCUGUGGCAGUUCCUCCUGGAACUACUCUCGGACACCCGCAACGUCUCCUGCAUCACGUGGGAGGGCGGCCAGGGGGAGUUCAAGCUGGUGGACCCGGACGAGGUGGCGCGGAGGUGGGGGGAGCGCAAGUCCAAGCCCAACAUGAACUACGACAAGCUGAGCCGCGCGCUCAGGUACUACUACGACAAGAACAUCAUGACCAAAGUCCACGGAAAGAGGUACGCCUACAAGUUUGACUUCGCCGGCCUAGCCCAAGCUCUCCAGCCGUCUGCCCCGCCCGCCGAGGCCUACGCCCACCCCUACAUGCAUCCUGAUUGGCUGCUUCAUCCCGGCUACCAGGGCGCCCCGCCCCCUGUCAACCUGACAGCCAAUCACUACCAUCAGCCCGUCACCCAGAUGCACCCUGGACUUUUCUCCACUGGCAGCCCGGGCAACUACCUUCACCACCACUACCACCACCACCACUGGCCUCACGGGGCCACCGCCCCACAUGCACCAGCGCCACCACCACCACCAUCAGCAGCAACGGUAGCACCACCACCACAUCCUCUUCCUCAUCACCAUCCCGUCGCAACAGCAACAGCAGCAGCACAACCACCACACAGACCUGCACCAACUCCCCAGGGUUCGUGCCACGAGGGCUUGUCCUAUAAAUACCCGCAGCCUCCGCCCCACUACCGCCACCACCAGCACCCAGUCAUGAUACCAACAGAUGCCAACGGUAUGACGUCAUAUAUGGGAACUUGUUAUUGACAAAUACCUACAGAGGCCCACAGUAUGACGUCAUAUAGGGAAACUUGUUUUUGACUGAUACCCGCACAGGCCAAUGGUAUGCCGUCAUAUAAUGGGUACUCUUUAUUGACAGACACACACCACAUGCUCUUGCAACUGAGAGGGUCAUCCAUAGAUAGGUAUAUUAUGUUACUGGAACUUACCUUAUAUGGUCACUUGAUAUUGACACAUGCAAUCGAAAGGCUCUUGUGACUGACAAGACCAUCAAAUGAUAAUUACACUUGGCGUCCGAAAGAAACUAGAAAAUGUAAUCACCCAUUCAUUGUGUUACAGCCUUGCACGACCCACUCAUGCAGUCUACCAAUUUACAGGUCAAUAAAUUUCACAUCCUCUGACACAUUAAUUAAUAUUUCAACAAUGUGACAAGAUGCUGAGAUAUGGUCACUCAAAAUUAAUGUUAAACAAAUCAGGCUUGGCAAAAUUGUGCGAAAUCAAAGAAACGUAAAAGUGUUCGCCCGUGUACUGAUGUGAUGCUGAAAUGGAUAUGCGUUGGAUAUCAAAUUAAAAGAGAAAACUAUUUUCUCUGCAAUGAACAUCAUCUUCUGAUAAUAUAUUUCCAACAGUUUAGACAACAGAGUAGUCACAAAUACCAUACAAAACCUGGACUUAAUAUUACAUGUGCUCAUUUUGUUUUUGUUUAGCUGCUAUUGGUUUCGUGUACUGCACGAAACCUUUUUUGGACAUGGACUUUGCUAGUUAGAUUUUGGACAAACCAUCUGUCAGUGAGAAGCAGGAGCCAUAAAACUGUCAUGCCUUUGGGUGGUCUCUGGUGGAAUAAACAAAACCACCCUCGUGUGAAUCAUCGGAUGGUUUGGUUUAGUAGACAACAUCGCGCAAGUGCUGGAAUGUCGUGUCUUACUUUUAUUUUCGUCAUGGUGUCAUUCAAGUAGACAUCCACAUGCAUGGCAAAGCACUUUCUCAUGGGACCAAUGCCACUGGACAAUUUUUGGAAAACCAAAUCAUAUCAACGUUGGGGUGGUCACCAAUAAAUAGACCGGAUAUGAAUCACACAGGUAUAUGAAGUCCCAUGAUACUGAUGCAGAAGGAAAUCGACUUUGCUCCCAGUUCAGACUACAAUUUGUUAGCAACGUUCUGUGACAUUUGGGAAGAAAUGAGGGAUUAUUAUGUCCAAAAUUUAAUAGAGCCGUUGUCCAAAGAUUUCAUGCCCUACAAAAAACCAACGACUCCUAAGCAAAAUAACAAAAAGCACAUUUAGUGUUGAAUUCAAGUUCUGCGUGGUAAUGUAUUUUUGUGUGGUUGCCCUGUUAUACGUUUUGUUUGAAACUAUUAAAAUAAAAUAUUGUCUAUUACAGAGGAAAAAGAAUCUACAUUCAUUGAUGCUAUGUAUGUUCUUUUUAUCAAUAUUAAUGCUCAUCAAUACACGUGUGAAGACAUUUUUACGUUCCUUUAAUUUCGUACAAUUUCGUUAAGCUUGAUUUUUUAAAGGUCAGUUUUGAGUGACCCUAUCUCGGGCUACUCUUAACGUGGAUGACAUAUUAAUGUAUCGGAUGAUGAAGAAAUUAUUUAACUUUAUAUUGGCAUACUUCAUGAGUGGGUAGUGCAAGGCUUUAACACGAUGAUUGGGUAAUUACAUUUUCAAGAUUCUUUUGGACGCCACUGUAUUUAUUAUUACCGACACUUACCUUAUAUGGGCAUUUGUUAUUGCCGCACACAAUCUUUUGGCCCUUGUGACUGGAGCUUCACUGCAAAAAGCUUAGAACCGCGAGGAGCGGAUGAAGCUGGUUGUGAAAUCUACAGUGGUGCUCCAACAGUCAGCCAGACUACGGGAAUGUGUGCAGACGAAGGCGAACUGAGAGAGUUAUCUAUUUUUAAGAUCAGUAUAAUGUUGCUGACACUUUUGCCUUAUACAGGCACACGGACAAUGGGGGAAUAACAGUUAUUUGAUCUAGUGAUCGCGAGUUGUGCGCCCUUCAAGAUUCACAUUAUCAUCAAGUGCCACAUCUGUGGGAGACAACGGCAAUCAUGGUUCGCCAUUAAUUCUUUUGCUCGAUAGUUCUCAGAAAUACCUAAAACAUUAUUAUUAUCCUUAUCUUUCCCACAGAAUGCAAAAGUGUGACAAACACCCAUGGAUGGUACGUGUCAGUAACAUUUUAUUAUAAGCACGUGCCGGUAACAAAUGCCCGUUUAAGGCAAUCGUUGGUAAAAGGUGCCCAGAAAAAUCAGAUAAUCCCAAUCAGUUACAAUCGCCCACAUGGUGCAGAUGUCGCUUCCAAAUGCUCGUAUGAAGCGCCGUGAUGAAAAAAAAAGCAAAGACAAAUAAUAUUAUGGAAAGUGGCAUGAACAAGUGUCGCCCAAAACCACAACCAGAGGAACAGACACGAACGUCAAAAAGAACGUCUGGACACUGCUACAGGGGUUAUUUGUAGGACACGCCAAUGUUAGAAAACUUCUUUUGUUCUGAAAAGAGCAGCAAACCGGAUUUGAAUAUUGCUUUCUCAGCGCGAGAGACUCUAAUAUUUAGAGACAACAAUCUAUAUCUUUUGUUUUGAGCAGAUUGUUGUUUGACAUUUUCGUCCUUUGAUUCGUUGUGUAGGGAAACUGCAUAAUAGGGAGCACAACGCUGGGAUUAUUCGAAUUUGCCGUGUGCUAACUUGUCACGUGCUAACUUGUCAUGUCGUGCUUUAUUCAAUGAGAUUCUUUUCGGUUUCUUUUCGUCUCAGUCCAACAUUCUGCCAGGCGUUUUUGAGUUCCGGCUGUUUUAUGCUUGGUCUUAUCGGAGAUGGACGUUUAAUUCGGAGGUCCCACCCCUUACACAACCUAACAGAGUUGAUUAGGGUAGUAAACGCAUUCACUUACCUAUGUCUAUUUAUGAAAACAUAAUCACACAGAUUCGAACCCAGCCCUUUGGGUAUUUUUUGUUGUUGUGUGUCUCGGACAACUUUAAGGGUUGAGGCAGACAUUCGUGGAACUCAGAUAACAAUUGUUUACGAUUCAAGAUUACACUCUUACUCUUAGUUCAUUGUGACAUCUCCCCCUCUAUGUGUUUCUAUAUUUGCGUUCAGUUCUAUCGACUUGUGCGCUGAUCUAAUGAUGUCAUUUUGUGUGCAAAAGGGAGAGAAUCCAAUGUGUGAAGAAAUGUGCCUAACUAUUAUCUCUUAUAUUAUUUCCCUUGGAAAGUACCUUUCAACUUUUCAAGACAGCUGACAUGUUAUACCUUGUAAAUAAAUCUUUAGUUGUCAUAUCAAGAGUUAC